Molecule: messenger RNA, 1583 nt
Organism: Penaeus vannamei (Pacific white shrimp)
Lineage: Eukaryota; Metazoa; Arthropoda; Malacostraca; Decapoda; Penaeidae
Source: RefSeq, a predicted model, not a curated record
AUUCGUGGUUUACAUUAGAGUUCUGGUGUAUGUCUCGCUGCCUUGUUUACUGAGUGUUUUGGGGUUCUUCGGCUAUACAGAAUAUGGAAAAUCAAGUGAUUAAGUGCUUCUGCGGUUCAAGCAAUCAAACGAAAUCUUAUCUUUAUCCGUAACAGCAAUACCCAUACAUGGUCAAAGCACUGAGUCGCAUUUCUCACUUCCUCUUUUUUCAAGGUUUACGUAAACAUCGCCAUGAAACCGGUAGUCAUGGGAUAGAGUGAGGUAAAAAUAAGGGUCUCCGUUUAUGACACUGACACGGUGUCGCUUCCUCUCACUUCUCUCACCCGGAAGGAAAAUGGUUUCUGUCCAAAAUCAUUUACAAAUUCUUCGCUUGCGUACGAGGUCCUGCGCCGAGGAGGGACUUCAGGUCCGUAUUUACAACACGUUUUCACCGCUGUCCACAUAUCCUUCCUAUGCCCAGAACUCACCGGUACUCCACAUAGAUAGAGAGAGAGAGAGAGAGAGAGAGAGAGAGAGAGAGAGAGAGAGAGAGAGAGAGAGAGAGAGAGAGAGAGAGAGAGAGAAGAAGAGAGAGAGCCAAACGGCGUACGGCGACCACAUACACUGGGGCACUGAAUAUUGUAGCAAUAUUAUCUAUGUGGUCUUCUAUGCGGGCGAGAGAGUGGAACGACGUGAACGGGACGCGAGGGAUCCCUGCUGAGGGCGCGUCGGGUUGCGUCAGCGUGGGCGCCUCCUGCACGCUCUCUCCCACAGGUUGCUGCCCCGUGCCACCUCCCGAGCCACCUGCUUUCACGUCCUUGCCACCUGUCGCCGCUCACUCGCCAUGCCCCCUCAGGACGCGCGCUCUUCGUAACUUGCCAGACAACCGGAAGCCGGCAUUUCCGAGGGAUGGGAUUUCGCCUGAGAUUCACGCGUUUCCGGUGUCGAUGAAGGGCUCCAGCGAGGAAAGACUCGGCGGGCCAGAGCAGUGCCAGCAGGUGGGAGGCCAGCUAGUGCCGCGCGGACUACAGAGGAAGCACCAUCUGUGGAGGAACUUUUGUCAGGCCUCGAGAUUCGGGAUGGUUUUCUGCAGGGAGAACUCGCGGAAAGAUUCGAAUCUGUUUUCCCACAAUGCCCGGUGUUGAUCGUGACGUCACAGUGCAGAGGGAGAACUUGCCGCCAUACUGAGUGUAAUUGUGAGAAUUCUUUUGAAUCCCAUGCCAUCCGUGCGAUUUCUCGAUGUUGAACGCUAAAUACAUGACAUCUUACCACCUUCAAUUUCCGAAAAGUGCUUGCGAGGGAGGAGAGUGUCGGGAUGGCCGGUAAGUACGGAGGAGAAUAGACGCGAAGUGGACGAAGCCGAUUCUCUUUUUUCUCGCUGAAGGGAGUGAAGUGUCGCCGGUGUUAAGAGUUUGAAUAAGAGUUUCGCCGGCCAACCUAGGCAAGUGUGGCGGCGACCUCCACGCACGCCCACGACAGUAACUCCAUGAUGUCUGAUUUUGCAGGCAAUGGGGAGAUCCAAUGGUGCUUCUCUCAAGUCAAGGGAACUCUCGACGACGAUGUUAGUGAAGGUAAGAAUAUCAUGUUCGUUUUUUUCUCCUGUC